Messenger RNA from Loa loa (African eye worm), 306 nucleotides. RefSeq lists its product as hypothetical. Bases 1 to 306 code for a protein of 101 amino acids. Lineage: Eukaryota; Metazoa; Nematoda; Chromadorea; Rhabditida; Onchocercidae. The transcript has 2 exons. The record is from RefSeq and is a predicted model, not a curated record.
AUGGUGACAAUUGUUGAUAGUAACAAUGAUAGCGAUGAUGAUAGUGAUAGUGAUGGUGCAAAUGAUGCUAACAUUGCUAAUGAUGACGGUAAUAUUGUUAUUCCUGCUGCUGUUGCUGACGAUGAUGAUAGUGAUGGUGAUGCCGCUAACGAUGAUGAUAACAUUGAUGAUGGUGCUGUUGUUGAUAAUGACAGUAAUACCAUUACUGUUGCUGCUACGGAUGAUGAUAUGAUGAAUGAAACAAUAGUAAUGGUAAUAAUAAUGAUGAUGAUGACAAUGAUAAUGAUAAUAGUGAUAUUCGAAUGA